AUGUCAGACGUGCGCCCUAAAAAACCUGCGUCAGACCGGAGAAAGCAACAGAACAGAACAGCUCAAAAGGGCUACCGAGAAAGACAGAAACAGCGGCUGCAAGCCCUUGAAAGAUUGCUCGAUGCCCAGAAUCAAUGCGAAGACUCAGUCCUCAGUGAUUCUACAUCAACUACAUUUUUCCCAGAUAGUGGGCUAGCAAGCCAAGCAACGCUCCAAAAUGGUUCACACUCAACAUCUCCUUCGUUUGUGUCGGAUUCGUCUUCUAGAAUUUGGGAUUCAUUCAUCACCAGUAGAGCCACGCAGAUAGGCGAAUCGCCAAUAAGUCAAAGUUCCGGCUCGCUGAUACAGGCUCAGUCUGUGGACUCGCCUGGGUUGCCGCUAAGAGAACGAAUCUUUAAUCAGUUGAUGCGGGAGAUCGACAGCGUUGAUGAGACUUCAUACAAUCAAAUCAUGUCUGGUGAACUCUCCAUUUCGCAAAUCUUUCGUGCUGGGUUGCGUCAUGUCCCUACUCGGCCGCCGCAAAAUCCAUUGGGCAAUGACACGUUCUUGGUAGACGAGCCGAAUCCCCCUCUUCGUACGGAGAGAAUACUAGUUCCUGAGAACAAGAUGCGAGUCCAUGCACAUGCUUUGCCUAACGUCUAUGCCAAUAAUCUUCGGUUAAAACAAUUUACUACAAUUUCCGCUCUUCGAGCAAGCAUUGAGUCUUUAGGUCUCACUUUUAGCAUGCUCAGCAACCCCGACACCGAAUCGCCUUUCUAUCGAGGUUCUCUUUCGAAGGAUGCCGCCGAGUUAAUUAUUGCUAAAGAGAGGUUUGACGACGUGGCCCCACACCUCCGACCAACUAUAGCACAAAUUCGGCACAGUCAUCAUCCAUAUCUUGAUGGACUUCCUUUCCCUAGCCUCCGAGAACGAAUUAUAGAAGCUUGUUCCCUGGAGCCACCUAUAAUUGAUGAAGAGGACCUAUGUAACGAUCUGGAAAAAGGAGGGCUGAUCUGCUGGGGUUCAUAUCUCGGAAACGGGAACUGUGCCACUGGAUCUGGUGCACCGUGGGAUUAUCGUAGCUGGGAAGCACAGCCAUGGUUUCUCAGAAAGUGGUGGUUCUUCAUUGGCGGAUCGCAGGGCGAGCUUUUCCAGCAGACUCGAUGGUGGCAUGAAAUGAGAGGCGAUCGACUAGUUGCUCCAUGGUGA
Molecule: messenger RNA, 1188 nt
Organism: Talaromyces marneffei
Lineage: Eukaryota; Fungi; Ascomycota; Eurotiomycetes; Eurotiales; Trichocomaceae
Exons: 2
Coding region: 1-1188 (395 amino acids)
Biological process (GO): regulation of DNA-templated transcription
Molecular function (GO): DNA-binding transcription factor activity
Source: RefSeq, a predicted model, not a curated record